AUGAAAUUCGCCAUUUCUGCCGCCAUCCUGUCUCUUGCGGGGCUCGUAGCAUCUGCCAACGUUGGUCGAGCCGCCCCUUGCGAUGAAGCAGCGCGUUUCGGUGUUGUUACCGUUACACCCUCGACCUUCCGUGCUGGAGACACUAUUAAGAUCACAACUGAUGUCAGCUGCGGUGUCCAGCAAUUUGGGCUCAUCCCACAAUUCCUUGACUACUCGAUUGAAGUUCUCCCGCCCAACAACAACGGCUUCGAACAGCCAAUCAUCCUUGCUCGCCACGCUCUACCCAAAGGCGCGCUGUCCGAUUCGUUCUCCGUCAAGGUUCCGCACGGAUUUUUCUUCAACGCCACUUACACUUUGAUUUUGAACAACAUUCACAAUAUCAAUGGUACCGAUGGAAGCCCCGUCCUUGUUAGAGGAGGAACCGAAGCAGUUAUCAAUGUUAUUGCUUAA
This is a messenger RNA of Psilocybe cubensis, 450 nucleotides long. RefSeq lists its product as uncharacterized. The transcript is spliced from 3 exons. The record is from RefSeq and is a predicted model, not a curated record. The coding region runs from base 1 to 450 and encodes 149 amino acids. NCBI's taxonomy places the organism in Eukaryota, Fungi, Basidiomycota, Agaricomycetes, Agaricales, Agrocybaceae.